This is a messenger RNA of Coregonus sp. 'balchen', 10899 nucleotides long. Lineage: Eukaryota; Metazoa; Chordata; Actinopteri; Salmoniformes; Salmonidae. The record is from the annotation of a GenBank genome assembly.
AUGAAACGGGCCGACCUGAACCAUGACGAGAAGUUGAGCUACGAGGAGGUCCAGGGGCUGCUCACCAUGAUCAACAUUGACCUGAAUGAAGAGUAUGCACGCAACCUCUUCAAGGUGAUCAGACCAUAGACAGUGUUUCCCCUAGAUUCAUUUCCAGCCCUAUAGCAACAUCAAAGCUCACUGGCACCAAAAUUGCCAAAGAAGCCAAACUCUUUUAGAAAGGGAGGGAGUUAAAGCUAUGUGGGGAGCCCGCCUCGCCUAUGGUAGGGGAAACAUUGGAUAUAGAUUAGCAUCACACUGCAUUGUCCUUACGUCUCAAAUAUUUGUUUCUGUCCUGUCCAUCCGAUAAAUAGCUCAUUUAAAAUGAUACUGUAUGUCUGCAAACUGAUACAUCAUACUCAGAGAGCAAAACUUUGAAAAUGUAAAUCUAUGGCUGGACUCAGUGACAAACAUUUCAGUGACAUUUCAGCUGUAGCUGAUUGACUGAUUGAUUGAAUUCAUUGGACAAUUUUUUAAAUACAUACAUAAGGGCGCUCCAGCUGGUGACACCUCCACAUACAAGUUUAAAAAAUCAUCAACGAUAAUACAAUAAAGCUUAAACGCUUAUUUCCAUUGUGGUCCUUUUGAGGAGGGCAGGGGGAAGGAGGAAUGCAACAAGGUUAUGCGGCAAUUGUAAUGGCAACGGACAAUGACAAACAAAAUUGUUGUUUGUUUCAUAACAUGAGAUAAUUAGUACAAUUCCCUUUCCUAAUAAACAACUAUGGACAGGUACAUCUCCCUUGUCUCACAUACCCUUAAUAUAUAAAACAAUCAAUCCCUAAUAUGUAGAAGACAAUCACAAUAUGAUACACACUAGGCACCAAAAGGCAGACCAUAUGCUAUCCCGGGCAUUUCCUUCUCAGCCACGUACUAUAAUCUUACGACUCACUUUUGAGACAUGCUACUAUUUAGCCAUUUUUUCAGUGAGAACAUCAAACUACAGAUGGAGGUUAUAAGUUUCAAAUUCUUCAGAAGACUAUUCCAAAGAAUGGCAGCUGAGUAUAAAGAAGUGUAUUUCCCCAUACCACUUUUAAAUCUAAAAGAAACAACGUCAGUUUCACUCCUUCUAGUGGAAUAGUUAUGGUUAUCCCGUUAAAGUAGUUACAUAGGUACCUAGGGACCAUACUGUUGACAAUCUUGUGUACAAGACACAAUUUGAUCUGAUAGACUCUCUCCUCCACUUUGAGCCAUCUAAGGCUUUCAAAGUGGGAAUGGUCAAGAUGCGUAAGUGCUGGAAGUUUAAGAAUAAUCCUGACUCAUUUGUUCUGAGAUGUCUGCAAUUUAUUUUGUAUUAUCUUGGGGGCACUAAUGUACCAGGAAGAGCACGCAUAGACAAAGUGGCACUGAACAAGAGCCCCUGCCAAUGCCCUCAUUGCAUUCUUAUCCAGGUAUUUGGAGGUUCUUGCCAGAAACCUAAUUUUAUGGUUCACUUUGGAGAUAAGGUUUUGUGCCAUUCUCUCCCCUGUCAGAUGGUUAUCUAGCACACAUCCAAGAUAAUUAACAGAGUAUUUUGCUGUGACUACUAUGUCACCUACUACCACCUUAAAAUCAGGGUAUUUCAUCAGUUUCACUUUGGACCCGAACAAGAUGGACUCUGUUUUUCCAAGGUGAAAUGACAGCUAAUGGUCAUAUAGCCAUUUACUGACAUUCAGAAGUUCAGCACUGAGGGCUUUCUCAACAACAUUUUUGUCUUUGUGGGAAACCAACAGUGCAGAAUAAUCUGCAUAGAGGAAAAGGUCACAUGUACAGGCAGAUUUCAGAUCAUUUCUAUACAAUAGAAAGAAAAGUGGACCCAGCACACUCCCUUGGGGUACCCCGCAGUUCAAGGUUUUAGGUUUAGACAGGGUCCCGUCCACAGCCACCAUCUGUUUUCUUCCUUGCAGAUAAGAGCUAACCCGUUUUACUGCUAAGUUGUUAAAGCCCAUGCCUCUUAGUUUGAUUAACAGAAUCUCAUGAUCCACUGUAUCAAACGCCUUUUGGAGAUCUAACAUAACCAUAACACAAAAUGUCCCUCCAUCUACUUCCUUCCUUAUGUGGUCAGUUAGAUAUAGUAGGCAAGUGUCGGUGGAAUGGGAUUUCUUCAAGCCAGAUUGGAGCUCAUAUAAUAGGUUAUGUAAGGAAAUAUAACUGUCAAUCUGCUCGAACAUCAUCUUUUCCAUGACCUUCGAUAAAACACACAGGAUUGAGACAGGCCGAUAGUUUCCAUGAUCCAACAGAUAAGGAGAGCUUGACUCCAGAAAAGGUGUUUUCUACGAGAGGACUACACAUCCUUCAUCUCAACGUUAGAAGUCUUCUUCCCAAAAUUGAGGAAAUGUGCCUACUAUCCAGUAACUGUUAGGUGGGAGUGCUUUGCUUUACCGAAACAUGGUUAGAUGGUUAGAUAAAAAAUGCUGAGAUUGAAGUUGAAAAUUAUGUAGUAAUUAGAAGAGACUGCAAUCACAAAGGUGGGGGAGUUUGUAUUUAUGCAAGAUCAGAUAUUGGGUUCAACUAUAGAUCAGAUUUGGCCCUGUGUAGCUCAGUUCAUAGGGCAUGGCGCUUACAAUGCCAGGGUUGUGGGUUCGAUUCCCACGGGGGGGCAGUAUGAAAAUGUAUGCACUCACUAACUGUAAGUCGCUCUAGAUAAGAGCGUCUGCUAAAUGACUAAAAUGUAAAUAUCUAACUUAUUCCCUUUUUGAUAUAAAGGAAUGACCCUUGCAAGUUUUAGUUCACUGGGAAAACACCCUAGUUCAAUAGACAUAUUUACAAUGUGAGUUACACAGGGGGUGAUAAUUACCGCAGCAUCCCUUAGAAAUCUGGCAGGAAUGUUGUCAAGGCCAGUUGCUUUGGAAUGGUCAAGUUCUCUCAACUUCUUUAGUACAGUUGACUCAGACACCUUUUCAAAUGAAAAAGCAUCUACUUGAAUCCCCUGCUGUGAGUAAAACUGCUGGACAUGACUCUCCCCAUAGCAACCUGAUUGAAAAGGUAACUUGCUAACUAAUGUAUUAGCAAUGGUUGUAAAAUAGCAUUUAGACUGUCAGCAACCAUGGUCUUGUCUGAUGUAACCUUUCCUCCAAUGUCCAAGCUAAGAUUUCGAGUUUUGGUCUUUAAUCUGUUACUGUAACCUAACAGCUUCAGACACUUCCAUAAUUUACUUGGAUUGUUCCAAUUUUCAACUAUUUUGUCAUUAAAAUAAUUUUUCUUGGCCUUCUGUAUCAUCCUGUUGACCUCAUUUCUUAAUUUCUUAUAGUCUAGAAAUAUAUAAUCUGCCCUGGAUUUCCUGAACUCCAGAAAGCGUUCAUUUCUACGCUUAAUUCCCUUAAAAAUGUUAUUGUUUUUCCACCUCAUUGCAUUUCAAUACAGCAGACCAGGCCAAUUUGCUCAAACAAUUAACAAAAAUAUUUGCACUAUAAUUCUUCAUAGACCUACUUUUUAUUGAGUUAUGACAAUUCAAAACUGUUUUCUGAACCUUCCUACUACAGAAAAUGAUGGAAUGAUCACUGAGCCCAUAGUGCACAACCCCACUGUUUGAUAUCCUUGAUCUAUCCGACACCAACACAAGGUCAAUGAUGGUUUGGGUAGAAGGACAGACCCUGGUGGGCUCAUUAAUCAGCUGUAAUAAAGCAAACAGAUUACAAAAAUUCUUAAGAGCUUUAAAAGUAGCAUGGCCCUUUUUGAGCAUAUCUGUAUUAAAAUCACCUGUAACAAUAACCUCUGAUUUACCAAAAUCUAUACAGUUGGAGCAAGUCUCCUCCAACAAUUCAUAAAACUUGUACUGGUCUGGUGGUCUGUAACAGGUUCUGACUAUAAUGGGUUUUCAUUUUGGUAAUAAAAUGUCCAACCACACAGCUUCAAUCUCAUCAUGGCUUAAAUUUUUUAAAUUUUAGUCAUUUAGCAGACGCUCUUAUCCAGAGCAACUUAUAGUUAGUGAGUGCAUACAUUUUCAUACUUUUUUCAUACUGGCCCCCCGUGGGAAUCGAACCCACAACCCUGGCAUUGCAAGCACCAUGCUCUACCAACUGAGCUACACGGGGCCAAAUCAGAGCUAUAGUUGAACCCAAUAUCUGAUCUUGCAUAAAUACAAACUCCCCCACCUUUGUGAUUGCGGUCUCUUCUAAUUACUACAUCAUUUUCAACUUCAAUCUCAGCGUUUUUUAUCUAACCAUGUUUCAGGAAAGCAAAGCACUCCCACCUAACAGUUACUGGAUAGUAGGCAAACUUCCUCAAUCUUGGGAAGAAGACUUCUAACGUUGAGAUGAAGGAUGUGUAGUCCUCUCGUAGAAAACACCUUUUCUGGAGUCAAGCUCUCCUUAUCUGUUGGAACUGUCAGACGAAAUUGUUCACUUGAGAUGAGUGUUGACUCCAUGCAGUCAAAUCGCAGCAGUGAAGCUCCAUCCAGGGUUCGCACUGGCAUCUGACCAGGGGUUUGCCUUUCCGGGCCCCUGCCCCUAUUAACGGGCCGCUCCACGUCCAUUCGGCACAACAGACUGUCUCGACCGGGGCCUCCCUCGGCAUCCUCUCCUGGUCUCCCCGCCGCGCUCGGACAGCAGAUGGAAGCAGGAGGAUUUGAUUGGUUGUCAUGAUCAAGGUCUGAAAGUUCUCUAUUUAUUAUGCAUACCUGAAAGAGAGGGUUGUUGCUCCUUCCCUUCUGACCCUCUCUAUUAUAGCAUGGGGCUGCUCCAAUGGAUUUAUCGCUAGAAAACGGGCCAGGGCACUGAUGAACAUCUCCAGACAGUAACAGGCAUAGAGUAAUUAUGAGGUUUUCACCAUCUAUUUUGCGUUUACCCCCGACCUUAAUAGCCCUUUUGGAGGGACUGUGCCAGCUGAAAUAUACAAACGUGUUAAAUAGGGUGUAUUCCCCGUGGCCAAAAUGCUUAGUGCCAAUCUGGUCUUUGAGCCUGAUCUUCUGAUUAAAACUGCAUACUUUGUCAAAAGGAUAUCGACUUGAUGUACAAAAAGGGCCAGUAUCUAUAAACGGUAAUAUAAAACCAUAAAUUAAAAACGCUGCCAACACGCCUAACUUUCCAACUGCCAUCUUGAAAAAAGACCUUGCCUGAGAAUUACAUUUACGUCAUUUAGCAGACGCUCUUAUCCAGAGCGACUUACAGUUAGUGAGUGCAUACAUUAUUAUUAUUUUUUUUUCAUACUGGCCCCCCAUGGGAAUCAAACCUACAACCCUGGCGUUGCAAACGCCAUGCUCUACCAACUGAGCUACAUCCCUGCCGGCCACUCGGAAGGCACAGUUAGAAGCUUCCUCUUGAGAGGACAGAUAAGUUGCUAACCAGUCAAUGUUCAGGUCACCCAUUAUUACACACAUGAUCAAGCGUUGCACACAUAUUAUCCACCCCAUGACUUGUUUGAUAUUGAUGAUUCAAUUCAUGCUGAUCCAAUUGACUGUAAUUAAAAUGACGUUGAAAUUAAUGACUGUGACCAGGGGACUAUUUUAUUAGCUGGCAUUGAAACAAUAACUUUGACAAUAUUAAUCCAUUGACUUGAUCACUUUGGAAACAUACCCGCCCUCCUCCCAUCAGAAGUGUGACCGGUCGUGUGACGGUCGUCUGGACCACGGGGAAAUCGAGGUGUUCUGUAGGGAGCUGCUGCGGCGGCCGGAGCUGGACGCCGUGUUUAGCCGCUACUCGGCUAACGGCUGUGUGCUCUCCACCGUGGACCUGAAGGACUUCCUGAAAGACCAGGGAGAGGACUCCUCGCUGAUCCACGCUCAGAGUCUGAUCCUCACCUAUGAGCUCAAUGAGUGGGGUACGCUUACGUGCUAAUGGUUGUGCUAAGCGACACUCAGUGCUAACUAAGUGUUACUUAGUUAGCACUGAGUGUAGCUAAUGUGUUAAUUUAGCUAUGCUAAGUGCUACACUACUCUAAGUGCUAAGCUAUGCUAGUGCUACACUAUGCUAAGUGCUACACUACGCUAAGUGCUAAGCUACACUAGUGCUACACUACGCUAAGUGCUAAGCUACGCUACAUGCUAAGGUACGCUAAAUGCUAAGCUACCUGUAUGGCCAAAAGUUAAGAGGAAGUUAGGGUCUUUUUAGAUUGGAAUAUAGCCCUUUUCUCACUGCCUCCAUACUAUUGCUACCACCCUCUUUAAAACUUCAGCUCAUCUUAUUGGCCCCAACAUGUAUCCAAAUUAAAUUAUUUUUUUACCUACAUUAACACAAGCAAAUCAAUGUAUAUUUUGGUACGUUGUUUUUUCUAUCGUUCCCAUACCAACCAUGUGCCUAUGCCCUGCACAGCCCAGAAGAACGGGUACAUGACGCCCAAUGGUUUCACCAUGUACAUGCUGUCCAAGGAGAACAACGUGUUUGACCCGGACCACGCCAGGGUGUACCAGGACAUGACCAGAUCCCUGGCACACUACUUCAUCUCCUCCUCACACAACACCUACCUCACCAGUGACCAGGUUACUGGCUACAGCAGCACGGAGGCUUAUAUCAGGUAAACACACACAUAUGAAAAUGUAUGCGUGCAUGCAUGCACACGCAGAGGCAUGCAUGUGCAUAUGCAUUCACAGGCAUAGACGUACGGCACACACACACCACAUCACCUUUUAUUGAGCACUACAAAAUACACACUAUACAUGUGUUUUAAGUCUGUGUGUUUAUACUGUAUGUGUUUGUGUUAACAUCACAUGUAUGUUAACGUGUGUGUGCGUUAACGUGCGUUUCCUCUGUCCCAGGGCUCUGAACCAAGGCUGUCGCUGUGUGGAGUUAGACUGUUGGGAUGGAGACAAAGGGGAGCCGGUCAUCUACCAUGGUCACACACUCACCUCCAAAGUGCCCUUCACAGAAGUCAUCGAGACCAUCGCCGAGUACGCCUUCAAAGUGAGCUCCAAUACUCCAUUAGCAGUCCAGUACCCCCUAAAUUAGACUAGUUUGCAAGAUUACUAGCUACUGGUAUUUGUUUAGGUAUAGACAGAAACAAGUAUUACAUUAGUCUCUGGGUGUGCCUUUUUUUUUAAAGGGGGGGGGGGGGGGGGUGACAUAUACAGUGAGGGAAAAAGUAUUUGAUCCCCUGCUGAUUUUGUACGUUUGCCCACUGACAAAGACAUGAUCAGUCUAUAAUGGUAAUAGUAGGUUUAUUUGAACAGUGAGAGACAGAAUAACAACAACAAAAUCAAGAAAAACAUAUGUCAAAAAUUUUAAAAAUUGAUUUGCAUUUUAAUGAGGGAAAUAUGCAAAACAUGACUUAGUACAGUGGGGAAAAAAAGUAUUUAGUCAGCCACCAAUUGUGCAAGUUCUCCCACUUAAAAAGAUGAGAGAGGCCUGUAAUUUUCAUCAUAGGUACACGUCAACUAUGACAGACAAAAUGAGAAAAAAAAUCCAGAAAAUCACAUUGUAGGAUUUUUAUUGAAUUUAUUUGCAAAUUAUGGUGGAAAAUAAGUAUUUGGUCAAUAACAAAAGUUUCUCAAUACUUUGUUAUAUACCCUUUGUUGGCAAUGACACAGGUCAAACGUUUUCUGUAAGUCUUCACAAGGUUUUCACACACUGUUGCUGGUAUUUUGGCCCAUUCCUCCAUGCAGAUCUCCUCUAGAGCAGUGAUGUUUUGGGGCUGUCGCUGGGCAACACGGACUUUCAACUCCCUCCAAAGAUUUUCUAUGGGGUUGAGAUCUGGAGACUGGCUAGGCCACUCCAGGACCUUGAAAUGCUUCUUACGAAGCCACUCCUUCGUUGCCCGGGCGGUGUGUUUGGGAUCAUUGUCAUGCUGAAAGACCCAGCCACGUUUCAUCUUCAAUGCCCUUGCUGGUGGAAGGUUGUUUUCACUCAAAAUCUCAUGAUACAUGGCCCCAUUCAUUCUUUCCUUUACACGGAUCAGUCGUCCUGGUCCCUUUGCAGAAAAACAGCCCCAAAGCAUGAUGUUUCCACCCCCAUGCUUCACAGUAGGUAUGGUGUUCUUUGGAUGCAACUCAGCAUUCUUUGUCCUCCAAACACGAUGAGUUGAGUUUUUACCAAAAAGUUCUAUUUUGGUUUCAUCUGACCAUAUGACAUUCUCCCAAUCCUCUUCUGGAUCAUCCAAAUGCACUCUAGCAAACUUCAGACGGGCCUGGACAUGUACUGGCUUAAGCAGGGGGACAUGUCUGGCACUGCAGGAUUUGAGUCCCUGGCGGCGUAGUGUGUUACCGAUGGUAGGCUUUGUUACUUUGGUCCCAGCUCUCUGCAGGUCAUUCACUAGGUCCCUGCGUGUGGUUCUGGGAUUUUUGCUCACCGUUCUUGUGAUCAUUUUGACCCCACGGGGUGAGAUCUUGCGUGGAGCCCCAGAUCGAGGGAGAUUAUCAGUGGUCUUGUAUGUCUUCCAUUUCCUAAUAAUUGCUCCCACAGUUGAUUUCUUCAAACAAAGCUGCUUACCUAUUGCAGAUUCAGUCUUCCCAGCCUGGUGCAGGUCUACAAUUUUGUUUCUGGUGUCCUUUGACAGCUCUUUGGUCUUGGCCAUAGUGGAGUUUGGAGUGUGACUGUUUGAGGUUGUGGACAGGUGUUUUUUAUACUGAUAACCAGUUCAAACAGGUGCCAUUAAUACAGGUAACGAGUGGAGGACAGAGGAGCCUCUUAAAGAAGAAGUUACAGGUCUGUGAGAGCCAGAAAUCUUGCUUGUUUGUAGGUGACCAAAUAUUUAUUUUCCACCAUAAUUUGCAAAUAAAUUCAUAAGAAAUCCUACAAUGUGAUUUUCUGGAGAAAAAAAUCUCAAUUUGUCUGUCAUAGUUGACGUGUACCUAUGAUGAAAAUUACAGGCCUCUCUCAUCGUUUUAAGUGGGAGAACUUGCACAAUUGGUGGCUGACUAAAUACUUUUUUUCCCCACUGUACUUGGUGGCAAAACCCUUGUUGGCAAUCACAUAGGUCAGACGUUUCUUGUAGUUGGCCACCAGGUUUGCACACAUCUCAGGAGGGAUUUUGUCUCACUCCUCUUUGCAGAUCUUCUCCAAGCCAUUAAGGUUUCGAGGCUGACGUUUGGCAACUCGAACCUUCAGCUCCAUUCUAUGGGAUUAAGGUCUGGAGACUGGCUAGGCCACUCCAGGACCUUAAUGUGCUUCUUAUUGAGCCACUCCUUUGUUGCCUUGGCCGUGUGUUUUGGGUCAUUGUCAUGCUGGAAUACCCAUCCACAACCCAUUUUCAAUGCCUUGGCUGAGGGAAGGAGGUUCUCACCCAAGAUUUGACGGUACAUGGCCCCGUCCAUCGUCCCUUUGAUGCAGUGAAGUUGUCCUGUCCCCUUAGCAGAAAAACACCCCCAAAGCAUAAUGUUUCCCCUCCAUGUUUGACGGUGGGGAUGGUGUUCUUGGGGUCAUAGGCAGCAUUCCUCCUCCUCCAAACACGACGAGUUGAGUUGAUGCCAAAGAGCUCAAUUCUGGUCUCAUCUGACCACAACACUUUCACCCAGUUCUCCUCUGAAUCAUUCAGAUGGUCAUUGGCAAACUUCAGACGGCCCUGUAUAUGUGCUUUCUUGAGCAGGGGGACCUUGCGGGCGCUGCAGGAUUUCAGUCAUUCACAGCGUAGUGUGUUACCAAUUGUUUUCUUGGCGACUAUGGUCCCAGCUGCCUUGAGAUCAUUGACAAGAUCUUCCCGUGUAGUUCUGGGCUGAUUCCUCACCGUUCUCAUGAUCAUUGCAACUCCACAAGGUGAGAUCUUGCAUGGAGCCCCAGGCCGAGGGAGAUUGACAGUUCUUUUGUGUUUCUUCCAUUUGCGAAUAAUCGCACCAACUGUUGUCACCUUCUCACCAAGCUGCUUGGCGAUGGUCUUGUAGCCCAUUCCAGCCUUGUGUAGGUCUACAAUCUUGUCCCUGACAUCCUUGGAGAGCUCUUUGGUCUUGUCCAUGGUGAAGAGUUUGGAAUCUGAUUGAUUGAUUGCUUCUGUGGACAGGUGUCUUUUAUACAGGUAAUAAACUGAGAUUAGGAGCACUCGCUUUAAGAGUGUGCGCCUAAUCUCAGCUCGUUACCUGUAUAAAAGACACCUGGGAGCCAGAAAUCUAUCUGAUUGAGAGGGGGUCAAAUACUUAUUUCCCUCAUUAAAAUGCAAAUCAAUUUUUAACAUUUUUGACAUGCGUUUUUCUGGAUUAUUUUGUUGUUAUUCUGUCUCUCACUGUUCAAAUAAACCUACCAUUAAAAUUAUACAUUUUACAUUUACAUUUUAGUCAUUUAGCAGACGCUCUUAUCCAGAGCGACUUACAGUUAGUGAAUACAUAUUUUUUUAUACUGGCCCCCCCGUGGGAAUCGAACCCACAACCCUGGCGUUGCAAACGCCAUGCUCUAUCAACUGAGCUACAUCCCUGCCGGCCAUUCCCUCCCCUACCCUGGACGAUGCUGGGCCAAUUGUGCGCCGCCCAUGAGUCUCCCGGUCGCGGCCAGCUGCGACAGAGCCUGGAUUCGAACCAGGAUCUCUAGUGGCACAGUUAGCACUGCGAUGCAGUGCCUUAGACCACUGCGCCACUCAGGAGUAAGACUGAUAGACUGAUCAUUUCUUUGUCAGUGGGCAAACAUACAAAAUCAGCAGGGGAUCAAAUACUUUUUUCCCUCACUGUAGAGGGUUAGGCUAGACAGAUAGGAGUGGCCCAGACAGAAAAUCGAACCAUCGCCUGGGGUGAUGAGUGGUUGAGAGUCUGCAGCACUACCACUAGACCAGACUCCGGCACCAAAAUAUCUGUCCUGAAUUAAGAUGUAAUAAUUUUCCAACCUCUUUCUCUCCCCUCCACUUUCUUCUCUCCCGCUGCCGUCUCAUCUUCCAAUCUUCCAGGCGUCUCCGUACCCUCUAAUCCUGUCCCUUGAGAAUCACUGCAGUGUGGAGCAGCAGGCGGUCAUGGCCCGACACUUGCGCUCCAUCCUGGGGGACAAGCUGCUCACCAAGCCCCUCAAUGAACAGCAGCUUCAGAGCCUGCCCUCACCAGAG